This is a messenger RNA of Ixodes scapularis (black-legged tick), 733 nucleotides long. RefSeq lists its product as uncharacterized. The record is from RefSeq and is a predicted model, not a curated record. The transcript is spliced from 3 exons. Lineage: Eukaryota; Metazoa; Arthropoda; Arachnida; Ixodida; Ixodidae. Bases 194 to 550 code for a protein of 118 amino acids.
UGCAGAGUAAUCUUAGUGACGAUGGAGAGAGAUUAGAAAGCGUUCCCACAGUUAUGUAUAGCUCAGUUCUGAAACUUCUGCCAGACAGGCUGCAUUUAGCAUCCAAACAAGAUAUACCACAUAACGCCAGAGAGUUCUUUAUCAAGAGGAUGCAGUCAAUCUGACGCAUCACUGGGGCUGGUCCCAGGAAGCCAUGCAGACGAAAAGCCUCAUUCUGCUGGUUGCCCUGGCAGCUGCAGCCUCGGCCUUUGUCUGCCUGCCCGACUUCUGCAAGAACGUCAAGUGCAAAGAGAUCACGGCAGAGAACUGCGAGGGAAGGGUGAGCACCAAGGGAAGCCUCUGCGGCUGCUGCGACAGCUGCAUUCUUCAGCUGGGAGCUGGAGAGAGGUGCCUGGAGCUGCUGCCUUUCGGCGUGCCACCCACAGCAGAGUGCAAGCCGGGGCUCCACUGCAAUGAGUCGACGCACACGUGCGUGCCUCUGGAAGAAAGCAGCUUGUCCCCUUCCCAAGUCGCCGACGAGGACACCCCGAGGACAACGAAGGAGCACUAGUACAGAUGAACUUCAAGUUUAACAUCAAACUGAACUUCAAAAUGAACUUCAAGGUCAGCAAUGCGCCAAGGAAAUGGUUUCACGAGUAAUGUCUACGACAAAUUUUAUGUAGGGGGUGUUGGUACAAAAUGACCUCAUCCUAGUCUUUCGAAACAAUAAUUAAACAACUUCCAGGAAAAACAA